AUGGGUCCGCCUACCGGCCGAAAAGAGAUAUUGCAGAGGCUACGGGCCUCGAUAGCGAAUGGAAACAUCAUCGUGGGCGCAGGAGCCGGCAUCGGCCUGUCGGCGAAAUUCGUCGAGCAAGGCGGCGGCGACCUCAUCAUCGUGUAUAACAGUGGCAGAUUCCGCAUGGCAGGAAGAGGGUCCCUAGCCGGCUUGAUGCCGUACGGGAACGCAAACGACGUGGUGCUUGAGAUGGCCAGCGAAGUCCUCCCAAUAGUGAAGAAAACGCCAGUCCUCGCCGGCGUGUGCGCAACCGACCCGUUCCGCUCCAUGGACCGCUUCCUCAAGCAACUGAAAGACCUCGGUUUCGCCGGCGUGCAGAACUUUCCCACAGUCGGCCUGAUAGACGGCCAGUUCCGGCAGAACCUCGAAGAGACGGGCAUGGGCUACGAUGCCGAGGUCGAGGUGAUUCGCAUGGCGCGCGAAAUGGACCUGCUUACCACGCCUUACGCCUUCAACGUCGAGGAAGCAAAAAAGAUGACGGGAGCUGGUGCGGAUAUCAUCGUGGCGCAUAUGGGUCUGACCACGUCCGGGUCGAUAGGAGCGACAAGCGGGAAGAGCUUGGAUGAUUGUGUGAAGUUGAUUCAGGAGAUUCGGGAUGAGGCGGCGAAGAUCAAUCCAGACAUCAUCGUAUUGUGUCAUGGAGGACCGAUUGCGGCACCCGAGGAUGCCGAAUAUGUGAUAUCGCGAACGAAGGGUAUUCAUGGCUUCUACGGUGCGAGUUCUAUGGAGCGACUACCGGUGGAGGAGGCGAUUACGAAUAUCACGAAGAAGUUUAAGAGUUUGAAGCCUGGAUCGUGA
Molecule: messenger RNA, 840 nt
Organism: Trematosphaeria pertusa
Lineage: Eukaryota; Fungi; Ascomycota; Dothideomycetes; Pleosporales; Trematosphaeriaceae
Exons: 2
Coding region: 1-840 (279 amino acids)
Molecular function (GO): catalytic activity
Source: RefSeq, a predicted model, not a curated record